Molecule: messenger RNA, 19406 nt
Organism: Phyllopteryx taeniolatus (common seadragon)
Lineage: Eukaryota; Metazoa; Chordata; Actinopteri; Syngnathiformes; Syngnathidae
Exons: 4
Coding region: 2983-5286 (767 amino acids)
Source: RefSeq, a predicted model, not a curated record
CACUUAGCAGUGGGCACAGGUGCAGAGGACUUAAAGGAUUAGUUAAGGGUCACAUUCCUACUCAUCAGCUGAGGAACACAGUCCAAAUAGUUGCUUUAAUCCUCAGGCUUGGACCAGAGGGAGGAUCCUCUGCAUUCUGCCAGCCAAUCAGCAUCAACUUCCAAUAAACGAGCCCUUUGAUCGACUUCGAGCUGUCCAUUGUGUCCCCUUUGUGCCCGGCAUUCAGGCAGGACAUACGUAUACACAUCAGCGCUCUGUAUAUUUAGUGGAUGGCCACUUAAUUUUCUCAGUAUGAGAGCGCCGACCGCCGAGGAGUAUUUCGAAGGCUUUCUGAAGCUCAAAGUGCAACGGAACAGUGCACCCGACUGUCAAACUCCUGAAGUGACACCACUGUCAUCGGCCUCAUCAAGGACGGUGACGAGUCUGCAUAUCGACAGGAAGCGGAGCAGCUGGAGCUGUGUUGCGGCCGACACAACCUGGAGCUGAACACGCUCAAGACUGUAGAGAUGAUCGUGGACUUCAGGAGGCAUCCUUCGCCACAGCUGCCCCUCACGUUGUCCAGCCGCCUUGUGUCAACCGUCGAGACCUUCAAGUUCCUGGGAAUUACAGUCUCUCAGGACCUGAAGUGGGCGACCAACAUCAACUCCGUCCUCAAAAAGGCCCAGCAGAGGAUGUACUUCCUGCGGCUUCUGAGGAAGCACCGCCUGCCACCGGACCUACUGAGGCAGUUCUACACAGCGGUCAUCGAAUCGGUCCUGUCUUCUUCCAUCACAGUCUGAUUUGGUGAUGCUACAAAAAAAAGACAAACUCCGACUGCAACGGACAAUCAAAACUGCUGAAAGGAUUGUCGGUACCCCCCUACCCACCAUUGAGGACUUGCACGCUGCCAGAACUAAGACAAGAGCGUGCAAAAUCCUCUCGGACCCUCCGCAUCCCGGUCACCGGCUCUCUCAGAUCCUUAUUCUGGGAAAUGCUGUCAGCAAUUGAAGUCACCAUCAGUCUCCAUCCCCAUAGCCUGGCUCCCGUCACCAUGCCGAAGCUGCUCGAUGAUGCUGAGAUCAUCGGUGUCUACCCUGUCGGCAGCCUUCAGCUGCUGUCUCACAUCGCUCGCCUGCGCCAUUUUCAUCCAAACAACAAUACUAUUCUUUUCUAUAAUUUGCAUGUCAUUCUUACAUUCAUCAUUCUCAAUAAUAGCACGUUUUUCCUCUACCUUCGCCGCGACCGAUCCACGGCUUUCAGCAAGGGGUACCUCCGCCGUCGAGACGGCAUUCACACUCAUAGGCUCAGCCGUCCGCCCCUCAACCUCAACAACCGGACCUGCCUGGACGCGAUCCUCGUGGCUAUCAGCAGCAGCAGGUCUCACUGUAGCAUUGUUAAGCGGGCACGACACCCGUUUAUGACAUAUAUCUCCACCCUCAAAACAUUUCCGACUUCCCGAGCUUGCAUACACCAUAUACAUUCCUUCCUCAUGUAGAACACGGAAAGAAACAUCCAACGUCUGCGUCGGAGAGUCUAAAAACAUGAAAAACUCUCGUCUAAAUGACUGAACAGGCUUCAGUUUUUCAUCCUUACAUCCUAGCCCGACAUUACGAAAACCGCUAGCAAAAUUACCAAAACGCUUUAGCUCUCGUUCCAGCGCCUCGUUCGAAAUAAACGGAGGGACGCCCGACACAGUGAUCCGUGUUGACGGUACGGCCAGCGGGGAAACUGGGAUAAACUCGUCAUUUAGAAUUAAUCCAUUCUCUAUAUGUUCCGUUACAUGUUUCUGAUGUUUAAAAAACACGACCACCGCUUUUCCAUGCGGGAUGCAUGUGAGAUAUGCAUAUAUGCCACCUGUUCGCCAACAGCCAGCAGCACUUGCUCGAUCGUGAAGCUAGGCUGUGGCACAGUCCGUACGCCGUGCCUCAGAGACGGUGGCGUCUCAGGUGGGGCCAUCCUGGCCACGAGGUACGGACAAACCGUAUGAAAACAAAAGCCACCAAAAGCCAACACCGUGAAGAUACAAUAAUCACGCUGUGAGAAAACAUUUACAUAAAUAUACAAAUUUGUUCUUCCAAAUCUCCCUCACACUUCUCUGAAACACACCACCACAGAAGUAGUAGAAGAAGAAGACGAAGAAUCAUUGUUAUUGUCAUGGUUCAAUGAAAAGCACAUAAUAACCUGAGUUUGCCAAAAGUCACCUAAAUUUCUCGAUCCUGAUGAAACCAACAAACCCUUUAGCUUGAAUACCAUAUGUUGGCCAAUACCAUCCCUGCAGUAAAUCAUGGUGGUGGCAGCGUCACGCUGUGGGUAUGUUUUUCAGUGGCAGGACCUGGUAGACUAUACAGGUUAAGAAAAAUGAAUCCAGCGUAGAGAUACUUAAUGAAUACGGCUCCAGAAGGCUCUGGACCUCAUACUGAAGAAGAGAUUCAUUGUUCAAAAGGAUAACAAUCCUCAGCACACAACUUAGAUACAAGUUAGUUAGUAGGACAAGUAUGUGAGUUGCCCAGCCAGAGCACAGGCAUGACUCAAUGGGAUUUCAAACUCGCACCUGAACUGUGAGACAGAAGUGCUAACCUUUAGCACACUGUGCUGCCCAUGACUUUUUUACUUUUUAUUCAAUGUUUCCAGGAUAUAUACACUCCUAAAAUGGGCAUACACUACAAUUUUAGUGUUGUUUUCAAACUAAAUCAGACUAUACAAGUCAUCACCUUUGAAGAUAAUAAAUGCUGCCUUUCUGCAGGUGAGGUGGCUAUUGUCUGCCUGUAGGGGUUGCACCUUGAUCGUGUCAGACAGCCCGGGGAGGGGGGGCGGGGGGGGGGGAAGUUUGUCACUGCAGGCAGCAAGUGCUUUAUUUUUGGAGCGUCCACUUCACAGUGGCUCUCUCCUUCAGGCUCCAGUUCACUAGAGGAUGAGACGUCCUCGUGGCAUUCUGAGCCGGGAUUAACAAGCAGAGAGCAGUUUGUCCCAACAUCCGCUCACCAAAGGACUUGAUAUGCUGAUAUGCUGAUGGAAGUAAACGACAGGUUUGAGUCUGGUCUUUCCCAGCGAUAUCCUCCACCGUUACUGCCAAAACCUGCCAAAGACAAUGUGAGACUUCAGAAACUAAAGAUGAAGAGAGUCAAGAAAAAAGUUAGUCUUUCUCAGACACCCAUCCCAUUUCGUUCCUGCUUAUCACCUGUCAAUGAAGCCAGCACAGAUCUCGAGCACAGUGACCUUUCUAGCCCACCAAAGACACCUGAUUCAGUCUGCACUGUGGAAUCCUUGUGUUCCACUUUCCCACUGGACUCUUUGGAUCAAUCAGCAUCUGCAUUUCCUCACCUUGAAAGCAGCUACUACAAACAAAUUGACAAUGUUCUGCCACCGACCUACAAAAGACAGAUAAGGACUUCUGAAGAGCAGGUGGCACCACUAUAUGAAUGCUCCACAUUCUUAUUUGAUGAAUUGACUCCUGGCAUGAUGCCACCUAUAAAUUCAACCCCCGUACCAAGAAUGAAGCAGGUUCCACUAUACUCACUUCAAGCUGGUUUCGAUUCAGUAUUACCAAAUUCCCUUACGUCAGUCAUAACAGUCCAUCCUGUCACUGUGUCAGAGCCCAAUCCUAAAAUAUCAACUCAUAACAUGACACAAUCCUCAGCCAUCCUUAACUAUGGUCCAGACCUAACACCUUCUCAAGUUGCAGAUCUGCCUCCUGUUCCAGUGCUGUUAUCAAUUGCAAACACAGAAAAAGACCAUUUUAGGCAUAACCAUAUAGAGACAAACACUAUUUCAAAAAAGCGUACUCUACUCCAUACAUCAAUAUCUUGGACCCCCAGACCUAUCAGUAGUGGUAACUUUGUAAGGCAGUUAUCCCAAGAAACUAGGUGUGAUGGCCCCGAAAAUUUGAUGUAUACAUCAAAAGCAACAAUUAAUGAGAUCACUAAGCCUCCUUCCAAUCAAGACCUCACAACAGUAAACCCAACCUACAAAGAAGAGUCAUUAGUAGUUACAUACAUGGGGGGGAAAGCUGCAGAGGAAACAAAAGAUCUGAAACCAGCUGUGCCCAAACUCUUAUGUGGAAAACACAAGGCUGCCUCUUGCACACAGUCAAGAGUAUCCACUCGCUCUUGCAAAACAUAUAAAACUGAUCCUCUAUUAUCUGUAACAAGUACAGCUUUGAAGUCCUGCCAAAAUGGAUUUGCUCCCUCAAUUUCCACAGAGUCUCUUGGUCGUAAAGUGUAUGCUGCUAAAAAUGAAGUACAGCAGAAUCUUAAUGACAUUUAUAACAAAAGGCAAAAUACCAGUUACAGAGGGAUUGUUGUUCAAAAUACCUGUACGAAUACUCUGAAUUUAAGCUUUCCCACUGACGCUCUCAUUUCUCAAGAGACUUUGACAUCAAAUGUUGCUAUGCCUGACGCUGCCCUUAUAGAUUCCAUCCCAAACCUGAAAACAGACCAAAUUUCAGAAAGAGAAGCUGCACAUUUGCCCAAAGUCCCAUCAUUUCUCUGCACCGCACCAAAGACUCCUACAGGAUUGAUUUAUCCAAAAGGACCCACAAGUUUGAGCUACCUUUUGCCCACCUAUCAUUGUCCAGUUGUCGAGGCGCGCAAGUCUUUGUCAUCACUACUGGAGAAUCAAAUAUCAUUAGCCACCUCCAAAGCAAAAGCACAAUCAACAUAUCAUGGACUUACUCCACUUCAGUAUGCUGCUAAUGGUGGGAUUCAGACUAUAAAAUCAUAUCAAAGCCUUGUACCCCGCAGAAUAGAGCUGACCUCUUUGACCAAGGUACAAUUAGAGGAUGAUGUUUUUUUCUCAAAAUUGGAUUCAACAAAACAAAGUAAUGGACACCAAAAGCUGCCAGCAUUGGAGAGUGAUACUCCAAACACUGUGAAACUCGUUUCAACGUCAAAGGAUGCAAAACUUCAAGCAGAACGGACUGUCAAAAAUAAGAAAGAUGUAUUUGAGAAAAGUCAUGAAGUCAAAACUCAGCAUUUGGAAAUACCUUCAUUUGAAACAUCUAGUUUGAAAAAAAUAAGACCUGAGCUUCCCUUUGGCGUGGUACAGAAACAUAUUUGUCAGUCUACAAGCGAUGUAUCUACACGAAAGGCCUCAUACUCUGAGGUUCCAAUUCCAAUUCCUAAAGCAGGUGAGGUAUACACACAGACUGUGACAAUGUUUCCCAGAGAGAGAGCUUUAAAAAUGACCCCAUCCCUAAACAAUAGCAAUAGUUUCUCUGAUUCAAUGACCAAAACUGGUAAAGCAAGAUUCAAAUACAGAAACACAGUGUAUUCUAAAAGUGAUAGAUGUAGAGAAAUGUGCAAAAGAUGACAAGAAAUACCCAAUUUCAGAAUCAGACUACUUUUGAAGAACUUAAUCUCAUAAAUUCCAAGCAGAAGCUUGGCAAAAGUUUGAGUGGUGUUGCCUCAUUAUCAGCCAAUAAUCUAAAUAACUGACCAAAAACCAAGCCUUUUGUCAAAAUGGAAAACAAAGCCUUACACAGACAAGGAGGAGAGUUUAAACAAAAAUUAAAAGCCAGUCCAGAAUUUAUUCUACAGAGUAAUGUUGACAUUGAUGACAUUUUGCCCUCUGCCGUGGCCACUACUAACAAUAUCUCUGAAAAAGCAAACAGUGGCUGGCAAUUUGAAACUGAAUUUAAAAACCCAAUUAUCACUACUACAGAAUCAGUGAUUCAACAUGAGCCUAUAACUCCUUCUUUAUGUUGUGCACACAACCACAAACUCGGUGAUACAGUAGGCCACAAAAUGUGUUUCCUCAGAGACGGUUUUGUUUCGAAAACAUCUCCUAGCACUGUAAAUACUUUGUCAACCAAUAACCCUAUGCUAGAUACCAAGCUCCCUGAAAUACCAAUGAUUACAACCAAAUCCCCUUUGCAGAGACCAACAACAAAAUAUAGAAACUAUAAAUCUUCACAAAACAAGUAUCAAUGGAGUUCCAGACUCCAGAUUGCAAGGUAAAGUUAGCCAUGAAGCAAGUGGCAAUGUUAACCCCAGCUAGGCCUCAACAUAUAGACCACUAGCAUCUCUAACAAUACAAAAUGGUGCUGAAAAUAGUAGAGACAUGAGCAAAGCAAAUACGAAAGGCCAAGCAUGCCAACCAAAUGUGCCUUGGCUGCCAACCAAUAGCUUUGGUUCUGUGGCUGAAAAAUUACCUGGGGAAUCUUUUCCCGGCAUAUCUGUAAUGGCAAGAAAUUAAAAAGCUAAAUUUACUGAUACCCAAAAUACCUCUAAGCUUUCAAAUGGAAACACACUGCUCAACAUUCUUGACAGUAUAGGUAAACAAUCCAACACACAAUUUGCAGGAUCACCGUCUUUCAGCAAGUGACAUAACAGUGACAUAACAAACAUGGUUUCCCCUGUGGAAUUCGAUGAUCUUAACAACAGCCUAAAAGAUAAAGGUGUUCCGGAAACGAUGAACUCAAAACAAAUGUAACUUUGGAAGCAAUCUACCUGUCACCGAGGUUACUUCAACAGACCCAGUGGUGGGUGGUAAACCAUUAUGUACUACACCCCACAUGAAGCUGAAUGUGAUGUCAAGCCGUACAAUGACACGUGUGACUCAAAAAAGUCCUCAUCUAAGAAGACCAUCUGCAACAAAGCCUGUUAUCAAUGCAAUAGCUGAAAAUACUGAAAAUAGACCACUUUUCACACCACUUGAGGAGACUAUAAUUCAAAAUCCUGUUAAAAGUGUCUUUAAUUUGAAUAACUAUGUUCCUGCAAACAUACUGAAUAGUCAAAACGCAUUGUCUGAUGAACAAGUUCAAACUUCUGUGAAUUUGACAGCCAUUCAUACAAGAGUGGAACAAAUGAAGCACUUUGCCAAAGAAGCCAGUAAAGCUGUGGAUACUGACAUUCAUUAUGUAAAUAUUAAAAACAUUUCAAAUAGUACUGAAAAUACGCAAAAUGCUAUGACUAUUCACUUGUUCACUACAAUAACUCAAUCGGUCCCUGCCCCACUGAGCCCAAAUUUUUGAUUGGCCCACGAGCCUCCUUGUUGCUUGCAAGAAUCAAGAUUUUGUAAUAAACCAACACAGGAAUUUAAUUAGAUUUUUCGCCAGUCCCAUCAUGCUCCUGUGAACAAUGUCCCCUCCACAGUACUUGUGCAAAAUGAGAAAAUGAAUCUAAACACAAUUUGUAGCACUGCUCAGGUUUGUAUUAAACCAGAUUCCCAAUCAAAAAACAUUAAAACUAAGCUAGAGUUAAAUAUGGAAACCAAAACAUCGCUCUAUCAUUUGACUGGCAAACCCACUCCAAACACACAUCCUUCUAAGCAGGCUGAAAUCAGCCCUUCAUCUGCCACUGUAGAAAGAAAACAUUCUGUUGUAAGCUUGCACAAUCCAUUCCAGGCGAAUCUUUCUGCCAGUCAGGAUCAGCAUUUGACAGAGCAGCCAAUUGACAACAUUUCCCCUGCACAUCCAACAACAGAUACUGACAUGAAAUUAUCCAUAGUCGGAGCUGCUGUGAUUGAUUCUGCCACUCCUGCCUCUCUGCCUCAGGCGUCAGUGUCAGUCUCAACUCCAUCCCCAUACAAAGGAAUGUCACUCCUAUCUCAGCAAAUCACUGGACUCAAAGACAAGGGUGUUUUCAAGAUGAGGGACACACCAGGAAUGAUGCCGAGACCAGCAGUCCAACCCUCCAUGAAGUCAGCGACAUCAACUGCAUCUUCAAUUGCUAGGAAAAAAAAACAGUUAGACAAGAAACCUCUCUUUUAUCCACUGAGCCUAAGGCAGCCCAAAACCCAAAUGGCCUUAAGACUAAAAUCAGUGGAUGGACACAGCCCAAGAAACACAUGGUGGUUGAACCAGAGGAACCUGCCUUUCCAGAACCACAGGCCAAAUUUCAAGAUGAGUCCUGUGACAACUAAAAGUCAGAUAGUGAUUUUAAGGAGAAGUUGUCAGCAGACCAAUGUGAUAAUCAAGAUAUGGUCAAGAACAAAGAAUGUCCCAGAGCACUAAAGAUGUGGGAUACUCUUCUGUUUCAGAUGUUCUCCACUAAAAAACGAAUCAUGCACCAGAUCAACACCACCAAAAAAGAUUCUGAAAAGGCAAAAGGCUCCAAAGACAACCAGGCAGAGGUUCCGUCCUUUGUCAGUCUCCUACCAGUUUUGGUACAGUACCAAUUUGAUCAAUUUUUAGCAUCAAUUUGAUGCUAAAAAAAUAAAAGAGGCAGCAGAGAAGCCAUUGACAAAAAUAUCAACAGUGUUUGAAAGGGUACUCCUAAAACGGAAAAACUCAGGAGGAGAUUCGCAAGGACUUUAACAGAAUAGCAGAGGAUUUGGACCGACUUAAAAGAAAUGUAACUUGGACACAUGUGUUUGCGGUUGAUUGAUUAGUCAUUCAAUCAUUGGAGAUGAGAGGAAAAACCCCUGUGAGAGAACACUAAUCCAAGUAUACACAAAUGUGUUCAGUUAAGCCAAAUUAAGAAGCAAAAUUAAGUGGGGGAAAAAAAAUGCAAUAUUGAUCAAACCUUCCUUAAGUACUGGUCACUCAUCAUGCAUUUGCAUUUUUUAAAAACAUGGUCUUAAUGGUGGAAAUAGUUGGGGGCAGCGUGUUUACUGUGAAUAUGCAUCAUGUGCAUCUUACAGAUGUAAAUCAGAGGAACCCUUUUAAUUUGAUCACAGAUUCAGAGCCAGAGUCGAUUACAGUUGUACUGUAGAGAAUAAGACUAUAUCAUUUGCCUUGCUACAUCUUUGUAUUUAUAGGUGUUAAAUGGUGAGUUCUAAACCACAGGACUAAAUAUGGAUUUAAAAAACCUAACUCAACAUAGACGAUGCAUUUUUUAAUGAUUAUUGGAUAGAGAGUUACUGUAAAUCAGGCAUGGAGGGAAAUUCGUAUGUCAGUCGAUGUUUGGAGAAUCAACCAAGUCAGGAAAACCAAAGUGGAGAUACAGUAUGGUGAUCGAAUGAUCUCCAUUUCAUUUUCUGUACCGCUUAUCCUCACUAGGGUCGCGGGAGUGCUGGAGCCUAUCCCACCCAUCUUCGGGCAAGAGGCGGGGUACAUUCUGAACUGGUUGCCAGCCAAUCGCAGGGCACAGAUAAACAAACAACCAUUCGUACUCACAUUCACGCCAACGGGCAACUUAGAGUUCAAUCAACCUACCACGCAUGUUUUUGGGAUGUGGGAGGAAACCGGAGUACCCGGAGAAAACACACGCAGGCAAGGGGUGAACAUGCAAACUCCACACAGGCAGGGUCGGGAUUUGAACCCCGGACCUCAGAGCUGUGAGGCACAUGUGCUAACAAGUCUGUCACCGUGCCGCCGAUCUAAUGAGCUGUGCAAUGUAAAUGUUUAGAAUGGAACUGUGAAUCAAAUGACAGCAUGGCUGUUUAAUGUGGGCCUGUAAUUAUACAAACAGUAAUAAUACUGAGCUAAGGUUGGAAUUUUUAAGUUAAUAAUGAUGAUGUCAUGCUAGUUGGGUCUUCUGUAUGCAGACUAUGAAAGAAAAAGCAAGUGAUAGAAGAAAAUGUGUUACCACUAUAUAUUAGUGUUCGAUUUCACAGUUUAAGGGGUCAUUUCUGCUGUGUGUUCUGCAAGAGUACGCAUAGAGUGGUUGUAAAGGUUUUGACUCUUGAAUGUCUCCCACAGUCUUAAAAUGAAAAUGAUCUUAAUCAUAUGGAAUUUCUUUGAGGCUUCUUUAACCCAAUAAGCUAUCUAGAGUCUCAUUUAUUAUUAUUACUCUGUUCACUCUGUAGUGCUGACAAAGAAUGCAUACAUUUGAAUUCCACGGCUUUUUAUUUCCUGCACUUUUUAAACACUGUAUUUAGUUUGUAAUUACAAUUCAAUAAAAGUGGAAGAUGAUCCAUAGUUCCAAUUAGGUAGUGUCCUGAAAGACAAACCUAGUGAAUGUGUUUCCAUUAUAUAUCUUCUGGUACCUCUAAGAACAUUUAAGGCUCUAUAUUGAAUGUAAACAUUUCCGUUAUUUGAACAUUACCCUAACAUAAACAGUAGAUAAAACUGUUAAGUUAUCCAUCCAUCCAUAAUGGAACAAAAUACGCUCUUGUGAAACCGGGUGACAAAAAGAAAACCACAUUAAUUAAAGUCAUCUUAGACUGGACAACUGCUUUUUUCAUUUGCUUGAAAUGGAUUCUAUGCCAACUGUAAUAUGUCCUUCCUUCCACAUUGAUGAAUGUUGCAUACGGUGACAAACCUGAAAGAGGAUGUGAGUGUGUAACCUGGCUUGACAAUUUUCAGCAUCCCCAAAAUAAACGAAAUAAAAUGACAACCAAGACCAGCAUAGCAGAGAGACAAAAGUGAAAGUGAUUGCCGAACGACAACGACGAAAAGAACGCCAACGGACCCCUUAUAUGAUCGGAGGCAAUGAGGUCUAGAAGAAUAGUUUUCAGAUUCUUAUGGGGUGAGUUUUCAACGAUGUUACGGUCGUGUUUAUUUGAAGUUUUGACAAAGAUGAAAAUGUUCCGGGUGGUUGUUACUGCGCAAAUCUGACUGCAAAAAGUGUUUUCGGCAUCGAAAAUCACACAUUUAUAGAAUUGGGAAACAAUAGAAUACAAAAUAGAGGUGACUCACUAUUAUUAUUCUUGUUUACUGUGAAGUUUUAAGUAAAUCUGACGAUGCGCUUGCUCUCAGUGUGACCCGAAAAAUGACAUGACUCGAGCACAGGCCGCCAUUGUUUGUGGUUUACUCAAAAUCACUGUAAACUCAAAAUCACUGGAAGAUUGAAAUUUUAGCGAUUGGUGGCGAUUAUAUGCUAAAUUGCUUUUGAUAAUGACUAUUUUUGGUGUUGCAGUAUUUUGGUGAAAAUAUCAAUCAGUGUCUCAAGCAGCAGCCGCUGCCAACAUCCCCAUUAGUUCCUGGGGUCCACUUAUAAUCCAUCCAUCUGUUUUCUGAACCAUUUUUCCUCACUAGGGUCACUAGGGUGUGCCGGCGCCUAUCUCAGCUGACUUCGGGCGAGAGGCGGGAUACACCCUGAACUGGCCGCCAGCCAAUCGCAGGGCACAUAGAGACAAACAACCGUUUGCACUCACGUUCACAUCUACGGACAAUUUAGAGUCUUCAAUUAACAAACCCACGCAGGCACAGGGAGAAUAUGCAAACUCCACACAGGCGGCGCCGGGGAUUUAGACUUGAUCAGUUUAACAGAGCAAAGUGAAGUAAGUGUAAGCAAGUAGAUGAGUGAAGUAAAUCAUUACACUAUCUACAACAAUGAAACGUUAAAUAUGAGUGUUGCAUGGGGCUGUAGUGCUACACCCUGUGAGGGAAGGACAGGAAAAGAUAGAAAGGGACAAGGAUAGGAGAAGAAGCAUGCAGGACCAGGGUCGUGAACCCGGCUGUACAACUGAAGUGUGGUGGCUUCAAUUAUGUAACUUAUAAAAGUGUACAGGACAAGAGUAUAAGUGACGGGGAUACACAAGCGAUUUGCAUAUUCAUAAGUUAUUUGUUGCAGUAAGGGGUGUGUGCCUACGGAUACAUGCAAGUGAAUUGAUACCGUUUUACAUGCACAAAGACUGACAGAAGUGUCCUGUAAUUGCUGUAGCCGCACCAGAAAUGUGUCCUUAUGCCCUGACUUUCAGGGUCGCCCUUUUGAGGUAUGUGAUCCAAUGGAACCAAUGCGCCACCAUUUUGAGCUGUGUUUUUCAUUCACCCACAGCCAAUUACUCGCUUACCACUGUAGUGUAAAAAGCUUACAUAAUUUACUUCCAUAAUUUGGGAAAAGAAAAAGUUGGGAAUUAGACACUAACUGCCAUCAUGUCUUCCCUCACGACAUCCAUCAACCUUCUCUUUAGUCUUCCUCUAGCUCUAUUACCUGGCAGCUCCAUCCUCAUCAUCCUUCUACCAAUAUACUCACUAUUUCUCCUCUGGACGUGUCCAAACCAUUUAAGUCUGCUCUCUCUAACUUUGUCUCCAAAACAUCGAACCUUGGCUGUCCCUCUGAUGAGCUCAUUUCUAAUUUGAUCCAACCUGGUCACUCGAAGAGCGAACCUCAACCUCUUCAUUUGCGCCACCUCCAGCUCUGCUUCCUGUAGUCUCUUCAGUGCCACUGUCUCUAAUCCGUACAUCAUGGCUGGCCUCACCACUGUUUUAUAAACUUUGCCCUUCAUCUUAGCAGAAACUCUUCUGUCACAUAAAACAACUGACACCUUCUUCCACCCAUUCCAACCUGCUUGGACCUGUUUCUUCACUUGCUGACCACACUCACCAUUGCUCUGGACGGUUGACCCCAAGUAUUUAAAGUCCUCCACCCUUGCUAUCUCUUCUCCCUGUAGCCUCACUCUUCCCUCACCACCCCUCUCAUUAAUGCACACAUAUUCUGUUUUACUUCAGCUAAUCUUCAUUCCUCUUCUUUCCAGUGCAUGCCUCCAUCUUUCUAACUGUUCCUCCAGCUGCUCCCUGCUUUCACUGCAGAUCACAAUGUCAUCUGCAAAGAUCAUGGUCCACGGGAAUUCCAGUCUAACCUCAUCUGUUAGCCUAUCCAUCACCACUGCAAAAAGGAAGGGUCUCAGGGCUGAUCCCCGAUCCAAUCCCACGUCCACCUUAAAUUCGUCUGUCACACCUACAGCACACCUCACCGCUGUUCUGCUGCCCUCGUACAUGUCCUGUAUGAUUCUAACAUACUUCUCUGCCACUACAGACUUCCGCAUGCAGUACCACAGUUCCUCUCUGGGUACUCUGUCAUAGGCUUUCUCUAGAUCUACAAAGACACAAUGUAGCUCCUUCUGACCUUCUCUGUACUUUUCCAUCAACAUCCUCAAGACAAAUAAUGCAUCUGUGGUACUCUUUCUAGGCAUGAAACCAUACUGUUGCUCGCAAAUACUCACUUGUGUCCUGAAUCUAGCCUCCACUACUCUUUCCCAUAACUUCAUUGUGUGGCUCAUCAACUUUAUUCCUCUAUAGUUGGUCUGGUCAAAAACUCCACAGCCACCUCUCCUAGAUGCUUCCAUACCUCCACAGGAAUGUCCAAAGGACCAACUGCCUUUCCAUUUUUCAUCCUCUUUAAUGCCUUUCUAACUUCCCCCUUACUAAUUAAUCAUUGCCACUUCCUGGUCCACCACACUUGCCUCUUCUACUCUCCCUUCUCUCUCAUUUUACUCAUUCAUCAACUCCUCAAAGUAUUCUUUCCAUCUAGCUAGCACACUGCUGGCACCAGUCAACAUAUUUCCAUCUCUAUCCUUAAUCACCCUAACCUGCAGCACAUCCUUCCCAUCUCUAUCCCUCUGUCUGGCCAGCCAGUAUAGAUCCUUUUCUCCUUCUUUAGUGUCCAACCAGGCAUACAUGUCAUCAUAUGCCUCUUGUUUGGCCUUUGCCACCACUACCUCUGCCCUGUGUCGCAUCUCAAUGUAUUCCUUUCGCCUCUCCUCGGUCCUCUCAGUGUCCCACUUCUUCUUAGUGGGACAGUCUUCUUUUUCCUUGUAUGAUUUAUUUUUCCUUGUAUGAUUUCCUGUACUGUGAGGUUCCACCACCAAGUCUCCUUCUCUCCUUUCCUGCCAGAAGAUACACCAAGUACUCUCCUGCCUGCCUCUCUGAUCACCUUGGCUUCAGUGGUCCAGUCUUCUGGAAGCUCCUCCUGUCCACCGAGAGCAUAUCUCACCUCUUCCCGAAAAGCUGCACAACACUCGUCCUGUCUCAGCUUCCACCACACAGUUCUCUUCUCAGCCUUUGUCUUCCUAAACUUCCUCCCCACCACCAGGGUUAUCUUACACACCACCAUCCUAUGCUGUCUAGCCACACUCUCCCCUACCACGACCUUAGAGUCGGUAACCUCCUUCAGAUUACAUCGUCUGCACAAGAUGCAAUCCACCUGCGUGCUUCUACCUCCGCUCUUGUAGGUCACCCUAUGUUUGUGCCUCUUCUGGAAAGAAGUGUUCACUACAUCCAUUUGCAUCCUUGUUGCAAAGUCUACCACCAUCUGUCCCUCGAAGUUCCUUUCCUGGAUGCCGUACUUACCCAUCACUUCUUCAUCGUCCGGUGGCGGACGUCGUUAACCCGGGCCACAACCGAUCCGGUAUGGAAUUCUUUGGAUGAACGCUCAUAUUUGUUUGGCAAGGUUUUAAGCCGGAUGCCCUUCCUGACGCAACCCUCUGCAUUUAUCCGGGCUUGGGACCGGUCUACAGUUUGCACUGACUUGUGCCCCCCAUAGGGCUGCAUUCAUGGUAGGUUAAUUGAAAACUCUAAAUUGUCCGUAGGUGUGAAUGUGAGUGCGAAUGGUUGUUUGUUUCUAUGUGCCCUGCGAUUGGCUGGCAACCAGUUCAGGGUGUACCCCGCCUCCUGCCCGAUGAUAGCUGGGAUAGCCUCCAGCAUGCCUGCGACCCUAGUGAGGAGAAGCGGCUCAGAAAAUGAAGGGAUGGAAGGAUGGAUGGAUUUAAGAUAACGAGACAAUUUUCCCGCUUUGUAUUGUCCCACGCUCAUCCUCUUUAAUACCUGUAACGAAUGUUUCAAAUGUUAUGUCGUUGUUGAGAACACCACUAUUUUCAAUGUGGAAUUUGUGUGGUGUGAAGUGAAACAUUUCAUCUGGUUCAGUUGACAACAAAUUCGACAUCAGACAUUCAAGUUUGCAGCAAUACAGUCACUCGUGGCGUUCAUGUAAAGUUCUUAAAAUAUUAACUUCCAGCCAAGUCCAGUACAGACUGUGUUUCAUAAGCCCGUGUCUGUAGUGACGUUCCAUCGCCUGUCGCUGUUGGGUCGACAGGCGGAUCAGUGCAGCAUCUGCAGUGAUGCGGACUUUGUAUCGGUACGUUGUGGUAAAGAAGGAGCUAAGCCGAAAGCCGAAGCUCUCAAUUUACCGGUUGAUCUACGUUCCUACCCUAACCUAUGGUCAGAAGCUGUGGGUCGUGACCGAAAGAACAAGAUCCCGGAUACAUGCGGCCGAAAUGAGUUUCCUCUGCAUGGUGUCCGGGCUCUCCUUUAGAGAUAGGGUGAGAAGCUUGGUCAUCCGGGAGGAGCUCAGAGUAGAACCGCUGCUCCUCCACAUUGAGAGGAGUCAGAUGAGGUGACUGGGGCAUCUGAUUCGGACGCCUCCCGGACGCUUCCCUGGUGAGUUGUUCCGGGCACGUCCCACCUGGAGGACACCCCAGAGACGACCCAGGACACGCUGGAGAGACUACGUCUCUCGGCUGGCCUGUGAACGCCUCGGGAUCGCCCCGGAAGAGCUGGAUGAAGUGGCUGGGGAGAGGGAAGUCCGGGCAUCCUGCUAAAGCUACUGCCCCCGUGACCUGAUCUCGGAUAAGCAGUAGAAAAUGGAUGGAUGGAUGGAUGCCUAAAUUGGGAAUAAUGUAAUGAAUUAUGUGUAUGAUUGAUGGCACAAAAUAUACCUAAAUUGUUGAUCGGAUACAUGUUCAGGAAACUAUGAUUGCAAUUAACCACGGAUAUUACAACUGUCCACCAGAUGGUGCCAGAAAAAAAGAUACUACAAAAGUCCACCAGAGGAAGCCAUAAAUAAAGGUCAACCAAUCAUAUGCAACCACAAAUUGUCCACAAGAUGGAGCCAAAGUAGAGGUUAAAAGGUCAUGUAAAUUUUUCUACACAGAAAAGCCAAUCCAGUUAUACUCAUUUGCUUGCUCAGUGCACAUUAGCAAACAUAUAUAACCUGUAACAGCUUAUUACAUAUAUUUUGGUAACUAAGUGUUAGGAACCCACAAUCAUUGGUGCCCACACUGUGUUAUGUGAGAUAGAUGUAAUAGGACCUUUCAUUGUAUAAGUGGUAGUCGCAAUGAAAUGUUAUUUACUGAAUACAUUUUGUGUUUUUAAUGAUGCUUGAUGAUGUUGAUGAUGAUUGGUGAUUUAAUGAAGAAUGUUUUGUGUACACAUACACUGUUACAUGAUUGAUCAGGUGAGAGCUACCCUUGGCACUAAAGUGACACAGAGGAUUAGUUAACAUAAUGUCCACUAGAUGGAGCCAUGCUUGACAUAGAGGGUUUGGUAAUAUAAUGUUCGCUAAAUGGAGCUAAGCUUAAUCACGUUUUGUCUACAUGACAACACAGGACAAAUACUGAAGACUGGAAAUGAACAACAGGGUAAAGUAAAGUAAAACGUAGCUGGCGAGACGUUUCAGUCCACUUCGGGAAAUUACCAUUGCGUAAACUCUAUUCCCAUUGUAUGAGAGCUGUAGCCUAACUUCGGUUUUUGAGCGUUACUGUUGUUACCUUUUAAAGGCAGAAAAUGGAAAUGAACCUAUUGUUUUUAAGCAUUGUUAAUAUUACCUUUUAAGGACAUGUGAGUGAGCCGGCCCUGGAUGGCUCUGUAGUGCUCUUAUUCACCAGAGUAAACCCAGGAGGGUUGACCUAAAGCCCCUGGUAUGGCUAUUCUAUAUAAGCCCAAAAACUAUUGCUUUUAGUGCUCUUGCUUGCCCGUCGGUCAGCAACUGAGGUCCAGCAGCUUAGUCUCAUAUCUAUCUUUGUGUAAGAUGCAGAAUGAUUAAAGAGGUAGCUUUUGAAAAGACAGUUUGAAGAACCUUUGACAGAGAAUAGGCAAGAUCAAAAUAGAGGAGUUUUGCAACAACCCCAGGGACUGAGCCCUUGACGUCUCACUUCUAAACCCACGGCUAAUCUCAACACAAAUUUUGGAAAAGAAGCUCGGAGGAAUGCUCGACCUGAUCAAUCAAAUUUCCUUUCCUAUUACUUUAAGAAUGAUGGGCAUAGUGUUAACCAUGUUAGCAGACAUAACACUUUGCCAACAUUGCCUGUGACUAUUUUACUCCCAUUUUGAAAGGUUGUUUUGGCUAUAAUUUAAAUAACAGGUCCUGACUGUUGUAUCCAGACCAUCUAAUUUUCCUAGGUCAGUACCAUGUACAAAAGAUCGUGAGAGAGAGAGAGCAGCUUUAAAGAAAUGUGGUUAGAGUUUCACUUGACAUUUGCUAAGGUACUCUGUCGAGGUGUUGGCUAACUUAAGCGGGACCGACGCUUCAUGAGGGGCUGUGAGGGAAUCUCUUUCGACACCGGCUCGAGCGAGCUCCGUCGCCGUUUACGGUCCACUGUGUAAUACACAGGGAUAACGAGGAGCUUUAACCCUUUAAAUGGAGAGCCGGUCAGGACUCCCUUAGUGCCUCAGGUGCAGGAGGCCGGAGUUUAGGGUCAUGUGGGAAUCCCUUCAGCAUUACAAUUCUUCAUGUAGCAAUAAUUUUCUGAUAUUUUAAAGUCCAUCGACCCAUAUCACCUCCAUCUCUUCCACCUUUUCCUACUCCCUAGCACUUUCUCUCCACUCUAAAUGUAGACACACACACACACACACACUGCCUGCUUUUCCUUUACCUUCUCACUCUUACUUGGGCAUAUUUCCACAGCUGUUGCUCAUUCAAAAUUGGAAACUAACGAACUGAAUUUUUCUAUUAUAUAAGGCACUUCAGCAAAGAACCAGAUCAACAAAUAUUUUGUAUGGGCAAACUCUCACAUUAGUUGAGUGGCCUACAGUUUAGCACUGCUAAUAGUUGAAGCGAAAUAAGGCCAUAGUUUUUUGAUAAACUGUUUCAAACUCCCACCCAUUUUCCGUACCGCAUUUUCUCUCUUUCCUGAAAUUAUAUUUCCAACUGUUUCCUUUUUUUUUUUUUUUUAAAGGUUGAAUCUGUGAAAGGGCAUGUGAGAAUGUUAAGUGUGUGGAAAAUCAGUAUCAAGCAUGAAUUGCUUAGACAUUGCCAACACGUGGCGUUCUUGAAAACAGGUUGCUGCAUUCUGCCCAUAUGCAAUUGUUGAUGCACAAGACUAUGGAAAGGUCUUUUGAACCACAUAUAUCCUGUUCACAAAAUUCAAACAUCUUCAGUACCAUCGGACCUAUAUUUUCAUGUCAAGAAUAUGUCUGGACAUGCCUUCGGGACAAUCCUCUGAAUGUAGAUUGGGGAGAGGGGGGGAGAAAAAAAAAAAAAAAAAAAAGUUUUAUUUUUUUUAUUUGAAAAUGUCAUAAGCAAACCCUCCGAGAUUGUUUUUUUUGUUGUCAGACUACUCACAAAAGAUAAAUUUAUCUUGGAAAUGUAAACAUUUAUGCUCCACAAUUCCACAAUCUAAUUAUUGAAGUAAGUACAACCCCAUGUAAGUAACUGCCAAGUAAGGCACCAGGUAAGGGGGGCGGAGUCAUUACAUGGAAAUAAAUGCACAUUGAUCUGGAAUUUUUCAGACGCAAUGGGCUCAAACAAGUAUUUGCAAGGAGGGGGAAAUAAAUUUAAAAAUAAAAAAUAAAAAAACAAUCUCUGGAAUGUAAAGAUUUACAUACAACACCUAACAAGGCAUUUAUAGAACCUGGUACAACCUGUUACCAAUACACACUUCUGCAAUUCAAAAGAAACUCCAAUAUUCAUGGUAAAACAGGUUUGCAAGGAAGAUGGAAUAGAAAAUAAAACUCAACUUCAUCUCUGGAAUGUUACGUACCUAACAAGGUCUAUAAAACCAGGUACAACCUCUUACCAUUACACACUUGAGCAUUUUAUUUUGAGAGAGACCCCAAACGAUACAAUAUACCCAAGCAAGCCGGGGUUGUGACCUAGGAAAUAUGCAUAGGUGUUAAACCUUUCCAGGGGAGUGGGCAUGGCUGAUGGGGCGUGGUCAGACAUAAAGUCACAUGUUAUAGACGUGAGGCGUGGCUUUAAGUGACAUCAUUUAGCACAGGUGUGAUCAGAAAUGACUUGCUGCAGGUCUGACAGUUAGUGACAUUUGUUUUCUUUUUACCCUGUUGCAAUGAGGCACAGGUGUCCCCUAAAGACUUGUACUAAUUCAGAUCAGCUGUUCUGGACCGGAAUGAUCCCAGUUGUUUUAGCUAAGGUGAAGUCAAUUAAAAAUUUUGACCCUGCUUGCUGGAAUACCCCCCAGACCACCGGCAAGGUUACAGACUUCACGAAGACCCUUGAGUGUCACGCUAGAGACAGACUUAAAACAAAUAGUACAGAACAGUACAAACAAACAUGCUUCAAGAAUAUAUGCAGUGAAUAGCAAUGUGAAAAUAUAAUUUACCUCAAUUGCACAACUAAUAUAGCCACAACAACACCUGUAAAAGCAAAACAUGAACUACAGAAACAAGGGAUAAAACCUCAAGUGAGAAAAAGGACAGGAAAAUCAAGCUUGAGACUUUUUCUUUAUUGAGAACACAAUCCCCGGGGGGGGGGUGACAUACAAUCAGUGGCGAGAUCGUAUUACAAAACUAAGAGCACAUACUGUAUAUCCAAGGUUUUAAUGGCUUUUGAAGUGUCCUAAUAUAUUGUUUGACUUAAUUUUACCAUCCCUAUAUAUUUAACUGUUGAAAUAUAUUUCAUGGCUAGAAUGUCAAUUAUAAAAGAUGUUUUUACUAUGAUGUAAAUAUUGUUCAGGUAAAGUCUGCAAGUUAUAGACUUCAGCAAUACUCUCCAUCAUGCGAUAACGUCAGGAAAAGUGGAGCCGAAUUCCUUUGAAACAGCGCUAUUCUUUCCUAUGUUCGAAAGGGGGCACCUUUCCAUCUCUCCUUGAUCCCGUGACAUAGUCCAACGGUUAAGGAAAGGUGGCAUAAAGGUUCGGAGAUUGGAGAA